Molecule: messenger RNA, 1440 nt
Organism: Maudiozyma barnettii
Lineage: Eukaryota; Fungi; Ascomycota; Saccharomycetes; Saccharomycetales; Saccharomycetaceae
Gene: RPT1
Product: proteasome regulatory particle base subunit RPT1
Exons: 1
Coding region: 1-1440 (479 amino acids)
Biological process (GO): proteasome-mediated ubiquitin-dependent protein catabolic process
Cellular component (GO): proteasome regulatory particle, base subcomplex
Molecular function (GO): ATP hydrolysis activity; ATP binding; proteasome-activating activity
Source: RefSeq, a predicted model, not a curated record
AUGCCUCCAAAAGCUGAUUGGGAAAAAUAUAAGGCUCCAGUAGAUGGCGCUGAUGAUUCUAAUAAGAAGGAAGAAAAUAUUACACCCCUAACUGAAGGUGAUAUCCAAGUGUUAAAGACAUAUGGUGCUGCUCCAUAUGCAUCAAAAUUGAAGGAAACAGAAGGUGAUUUGAAGAAAAUUGAAGCAAGAAUUAAGGAGAAAGCUGGUGUUAAAGAGAGUGAUACUGGUUUAGCACCUUCUCAUAUGUGGGAUAUCAUGGGUGAUAGACAAAGAUUGAGCGAAGAACAUCCAUUACAAGUGGCACGUUGUACCAAGAUUAUCAAAUCCAAGGAACAGCUACGUCAAGAAGCAUUAGAGAAUAACGAUACACAAUCUUCUAAUGGUAAUGGUUCAGCUAGUUCGACCUCAGCAGAACAAGGCUCUACUAAUACAGAUACGAUUGGGGAUGAUGACGAUGAAGAAUCGAAAUAUGUUAUUAACUUGAAACAGAUUGCGAAGUUUGUUGUAGGACUUGGGGAACGUGUAUCUCCAACUGAUAUUGAAGAAGGUAUGAGAGUUGGUGUAGAUAGAUCUAAAUACCAUAUUGAGCUACCAUUACCACCAAGAAUUGAUCCAUCUGUAACGAUGAUGACCGUCGAAGAAAAACCAGAUGUUACAUAUAGUGAUGUUGGUGGUUGUAAAGAUCAAAUUGAAAAACUAAGAGAAGUUGUCGAAUUACCAUUAUUAUCUCCAGAAAGGUUUGCCACAUUAGGUAUUGAUCCACCAAAAGGUAUAUUGUUAUAUGGUCCUCCUGGUACAGGUAAGACCCUGUGUGCGCGUGCUGUUGCUAAUAGAACAGAUGCUACAUUUAUCAGAGUGAUUGGUUCUGAAUUAGUACAGAAGUAUGUGGGUGAAGGUGCACGUAUGGUUAGAGAAUUAUUCGAAAUGGCACGUACGAAGAAAGCUUGCAUUAUUUUCUUCGAUGAAAUCGAUGCUGUUGGUGGUGCCCGUUUUGAUGAUGGUGCUGGUGGUGAUAAUGAAGUUCAAAGAACUAUGUUAGAGUUGAUUACACAAUUAGAUGGGUUUGACCCUCGUGGUAAUAUCAAGGUGAUGUUCGCUACUAAUAGACCAAACACUCUUGAUCCUGCGUUGUUAAGACCUGGUAGAAUUGACCGUAAAGUUGAAUUCUCUCUUCCGGACUUGGAAGGUCGUGCUAAUAUCUUCCGUAUUCACUCAAAAUCUAUGAGUGUCGAGAGAAAUAUUAGAUGGGAAUUAAUAUCAAGAUUAUGUCCAAACUCCACAGGUGCAGAAUUAAGAUCAGUAUGUACAGAAGCAGGCAUGUUUGCAAUUAGAGCUAGAAGGAAGGUUGCCACGGAGAAGGACUUCCUGAAGGCUGUUGAUAAAGUCAUUAACGGUUAUAAGAAAUUCAGUUCUACCUCCCGUUACAUGCAAUAUAAUUAG